Molecule: messenger RNA, 4816 nt
Organism: Asterias rubens (European starfish)
Lineage: Eukaryota; Metazoa; Echinodermata; Asteroidea; Forcipulatida; Asteriidae
Product: echinoderm microtubule-associated protein-like 4
Exons: 29
Coding region: 296-4705 (1469 amino acids)
Biological process (GO): microtubule cytoskeleton organization
Cellular component (GO): mitotic spindle
Molecular function (GO): microtubule binding
Source: RefSeq, a predicted model, not a curated record
AUCUUCCAGUUCACGUCAGAAUCUUCUAUCGUUGCUUGAAGAAAGGUUGGUGUUGAUGCUGAUUUCAUCCGGAGAAUAUCAGAGAGUAAAUAAACUUAAUAGAACCAGUUUUAAUAAAGAAAGAGGACAAAAUGUAAUAAAGUGAGAGUUUUGGAGACUCAGAACUACUAACCCCAGGAAUCUUCUGCGAGCAUAAAGUGUUUUCCUUCUUUGUUCACCAUGGUGGGAUUUCUGCAAACAACUCAACACUUCAAAAUGGAGGGAUUCAAUGGUUUAACUCUAAAAUCUCUUCAAGAUGAUGAGCAUGCGCUCCAAACAGCAGCGUCAGGCGCAGACGACUGGAUCUCGCUAUGAUCGCAUGGCUGCACCGGGACACGUCAGCAUGAAUUCUGGAGUCAAUUGGUCAGAGUUUGCCGAGGAGCGAAAAGGCGGGAAUCAGUUGCCUGCGAUUGGUAGCAGUGGUCUCAAUCACAGCAUCAGGAAAAGAGCUCCACUAUCAACCGCCGACUUCGGCACCAGUGAUAGAUACACAAUACUUCCCGAGAUAGACGGGAUCGACAUCGACAAGGAGUUACGCGAGUCUCUGAGCGCCCCGCUGAAAGACGUGAGUCGCCAGCGACUCCGCGCCAUCAGGAUCAGUUUCAGACGGCUGGGCAACACUGACAACCGAGUCUCAACGAAGGAUAUCCUUGUUGUGCUUGGCGAGCACAAUGUCAGGAUCUCCAACCGGACUUACCAGAUGAUCAUCCGGAAGUUUGAGACGGCGCACGGGGUGGAUUAUGAAGGGCUGUGGACGUACAUGGUGGAGGCCCAGUCCAAGACAGGUAGAGACAGCAUCCAAGCAAUCAAUCAGAACAAACAGACGACACCUCAGCCGAUUCAGCAGCUCGAUGCUGCUGAUAUAGCAUUGGUGGCGAGCAUCAGUAAAGCGCUGAAGACGAGCAGCGAGUACGAUCUGGAAGAGAUGAGAGCAGUUUGUCAGAUGAGGGACAUCUCAAGACAUGGCCAACUACCAAGAAAAAUGUUCCGGCGAAUCUGCCUGGAUCAGCAUAUCCCAUUGGGUGCUACUCUAAUGAGGACGAUGCUAAAGAGAUGCGACGAUGAAAAAAACGGGUUAAUUAGCUGGCCAGAGUUCAUUAUGCUGCUUGAAAAAGGUUCAAACUUAACCCCAGAACAAAUCAAAACUCCAACGAAGAAACCUCCCUCGGUAGUCUACAAGCCACAGCUGAGCCAGAAGAAGCCCCUGAGCCCAAAGGCAUCCCUACACCUCCCCUCGAAUGACACCAAGCCUAAAGCAGGCACCAAACCAAGACCCAAGUCAACUAAUGCGCCUGGAAAAGAUUCUAAAUCAAAAGAAACUGUUGAUAACUCGACGGAGAAACUGCUAGAUGCCCAAGAUGCAUCUUCAGGAAACGUCCCUGAAGUGAAGGACAACCUGAAAGAUGCAGCAGUGAGCAAGCAAUCGGCGGGGUCAAAGGUCAAAUCCAAGGAGAGUCCAGUGAAUGCUAAGAUGGCGCAGAAAGUCAAGAAGGAUGAAGAUACAUUAUCAAUCAAAAGCCUGCCUGCACAGCGGAAGGGUAAAGUCAUAACAUGGAACACCCCUAUCACUGUUCCAUCGGACCUACCAACGGCCAGUACAGAACAAGGUCAAAGUUCAAAUGGACCUGAAGAGGAGGCGUCCAAAACACCCGUCCCAACGGAAUCGGUUGACGUUGUUGAAACGUCUAACAAAUUGGAAAAUGAUGAUACAAAGACGAUACGAUCAGAAGCCUCUCUUGAUCUGGACGAGAGACCCGACGUUGAAUAUCUGGAACAGGGUGUUGGUAGUGAUCCAAUGGACGCUACAGAGCAGGAGUACCUACAGAAAGCCCAGCAGAGGAUUAAUAAUAACAGUGGAUCGGAAAUCACCCUGAACGAUCCCAGCUCGGAAAACUCAAGUGCAAUAUCAGAUCCAAAGGAUGAGGUUUUAAACGCCGGUGAUUCUUCCAAAUCGUCAAAAGACGACGAUGCGGUGAGUGUGGCGCCGUCGGAGAUGAUGAACAAUACUGACAUUUUGAAUGCAGCUGAACCGAAUCUUGAAGAUGUAGGAGGAUCGGAGACGAGCUCUGUCUUGGACAGAGACGACACGGAGAGUCAGAAGUCUCUUCAACUUCAGCAGCCCAUCAAGCCAAAGGGUAAACCGUCUACCCCGAAUGAGAAGAAGAUGAGAGCUGUCUAUGGGAAGAAUCCCAGACGGCUGGCACCGUCUCCUCUGGCAAAGAAGGAGAAGAAGUUAACACCUACUGGUCGAACUGCAGCUGCUAAAAAAGUGCCAUCAGCGAGGAAGCCCAAAGAGGUCAAGACAAACAAGAUGAAAUCUACCACAUCUGUUAGAGGGGAGGCAAAAACUAAGAAAGAGAACCCUGUGGAACCAGUAGUAGCCUCCCCUCCAGCUACUGUUGAGCGCAGUGAUUCCAACCUACAAGAGCUUGAUGUGGAGACUAAGUCAAUUGUCAGCCAGAGCUCUAAUGAUUCCAGAGAUCAAAUCUUGCCAAAAGUUCAGUCCAGCCCAAGUCCAAGCCUCAACGGUGACCUGUUCAAUGAUGAUGGGGAAGACUCUGUGUCACAGCACUUACUAGAAGUGGAGAAAGCCAAUAAUCCGGUCCUUGAGGAAAUUGUCCUAGCCUCAGCUGAAGAUCCAGAAGAGAUUCCCGAGUCGCCUCCCCCACCCCCAAAGGAAGAAGAUCCGCCCCCGAGGGAAGAAGAUGGAGAAACAGCUUCCUUCGUCAUCCGAGGACAAGAAGUGUCUUACUACAAACCUGACGCUUACGUCGGGAAAGAGACAUCGACUGAGGGGCCAAGUCAGACACUGGAGCUCGACUGGAUCUAUGGUUACCGUGGCAAUGACUGUCGCUGCAACUUGUGGGCGAUCGAGGACGGUGUUCUGGUUUAUUUCAUUGGAAAGGUAGCCAUUCUGUACAACAGUGAGGAUCAUACACAGCGGCAUUACACACAGCACACGGCAGAGAUCAAAAGUCUUGCUGUUCACAGCAGUAAUGUUAUCAUGGCAACAGGACAAACAGCUGGACUGCCAGAGACUGGACAUGCUGCUUGUAUUCAUGUGUGGAGUGCCGAGACUCUGGAGACAUUGUACACAGCGGGAGAAGGCUACUUUGAGAAAGCCGUCUUAUGUUUAAAUUUCUGCAAGCAAGAGGAUUAUCUAGUAGCAGUAGAUGACAGUGAUGAGCACACAAUGUCUAUCUGGCACAGCUCAUCGGGAGAGAGACUAGCGGACAGUGUGCUUUUAACUGAGGUGGUGUGUCAGGUGGCAUUCCAUCCCACCAACCCGAACCAGCUUGUGAGCGUCGGAAAAGAGCAUCUUUGUUUCUGGCAGCUACAGAAGGAUCCCUACACCAUCGAAGAAACAAUGAUCGCUAAUUAUGAGACAAAGAUGAAAGCCAAGUACGUCAUUUGUUUGACCUUUCACCCCAACGGCGCCCUCUUGACCGGCGAUUCUAACGGUACGAUAUACCUCUGGCAUAAAGACGGAAAUACCAUUGCCCAUACCAUUACCCAUGCACACAAUGGUCCAGUCUUUUGGUUGAUGUACACCAAGAAUACUUUGAUAUCUGGAGGUCGAGACGGGAUUGUCCAGACAUACUCACUGACUUCCAAGGGAACAGACUUCACUGGAAAAAUUCAGCUACCUCAUGUGGAAGGGGGUGUACGUACUAUCCAGAUAUACAAGGACAAUAUGUACAUCGGCACCACAUUGAACUGUAUUCUAAGUGCUAACGUAACAUUAACAAGUGCCGGACCCCUGGUUACUGGCGCUACGAUCAACAAUGCACCCAUUACACAGGGCCACUAUGAUGAAGUACAUUGCAUAGCAACGCAUCCGAUCAAAAACAACCAUUUCUUCACUGCCGCCUACGACGGAAUUGUUUGUCUCUACGAUGCCAGUCUACACAAAGCGUUGUGGAAGUAUGUGGUGAAAGGUAUCAAUGCAACAUGCAUGGGCGUUGGUCAGAACGGAGAAAUUAUCGUUCUAGGAGCUAAAGACGGAAAUCAGGGGAACAGUCUGGUUGUCCUCACAAUCGGUGAAGAGGAAGUUCAAGAAACAAAUCGCAUUAAACUUGGUCGGCAACAGAUCAAUUUCAUCAAGUUUGCUCCUGGAGGUGAAAUCUUUGCAGCAGCUUGCCACGACGCCAUCUUAAUCUUAAAAGUGGUUGAGUCUGGGAAGACGUUGGAACGGCUCGGAACAUUUGAAGGUCAUUCCACAGCUGUAACAGCAUUUGAUUGGUCAACCGAUGACGGGAGUGGAAAGAUGUAUUUGCAGAGCAGUUCUGUCAGCCAUGAAUAUUUGUGCUGGGAUGUCGAGAGCUGUAAAAUGUGGGAGUAUUCUUCGGAUUACAGGAAUACCAGCUGGAUCUCACAACAUUGUCUCUCGGGAUACACAAGAGCUGGUGUUUGGGGAACCAGCGAAGAAAGUGCUUUUGUAAAUAGCAUUGACAGGAAUGAGGACCAGUGCCUUUUGGUUUCGGGUACCGAUGAUGGUGUUAUGUCGUUGUUCAAAUACCCUUGCUCCAACCAAGAGAGUGGUAGAAGAAGCAUCCAGGCUCACUGCAAGGACGCCCCCAUUGUCCGAUUCCUGCCAGGUGGAAGGAUGGUACUGUCUGCUGGUGGAUCUGAUUGUUCAACAGUCCAAUGGAUAAUGAAAGGAUAAAAGAUUAAGCACAUUUGCAUUGAUGAUUCUUGAUGGAUUGAUUUACAGUAAAGACAGUGGACACUCUUGGUAAUUGUCAAAGACCAGUCUUCUUGGUGUUUCUCAACAUAA